Messenger RNA from Nanorana parkeri, 841 nucleotides. RefSeq names its product mitochondrial ribosome recycling factor (gene MRRF). Gene Ontology annotation, cellular component: mitochondrion. Lineage: Eukaryota; Metazoa; Chordata; Amphibia; Anura; Dicroglossidae. Gene Ontology annotation, biological process: translation. The record is from RefSeq and is a predicted model, not a curated record. The transcript is spliced from 7 exons. Bases 51 to 809 code for a protein of 252 amino acids. Gene Ontology annotation, molecular function: ribosomal large subunit binding.
AAGUGUCCUAGGAGUAGGAGAGAGAGGUGACUGCAUGCGGAGAUCCUGCCAUGGCAUUGACGUGUUUGGGAAGGUUCCGGCCGGUACUACACCAGCUGAGAUCCACUGCAGCCACGUGCACAUGGAACGCGGCACCGAAGCUCCGACACCAAGAACUUCCCCCGCCUUGUCUGAGUAGACAGCUGGCCACCAAAAGCAGCAAAGGGAAAAACAAAGGAAACGCGUCAGCGAGAGUAAACCUCAACGCUGCUUUGGUGGAAGACAUUAUCGAUCUGAAGGAGCUCGAGCAGGAAAUGAGAAGCGUCCUCGACGGCCUCAAAGAAGACUUUAACAAAACCCUGAGUAUCAGAACCUCUCCCAGUGCUUUCGACCAUAUCGUGAUCUCAACCAAAGACGGCAAAAUCCCAUUGAGCCAUUUGGGACAGAUCACCAUGAAAUCUCCGCGGCUCUUCGUUAUCAACAUGUCAAGCUUCCCUGAGAGCGCCCCGGCAGUGGUGAAUGCCUUGAGCCAGAGUCAGAUGAACUUGAACCCAGAGCUCGAUGGCUCUCUCAUCCGGGUACCCGUUCCGCAGGUGACACGGGAGCACCGAGAGAAUUUGGUGAAGCUGGCAAAACAACUGACCAACAAAGCCAAGGAAUCUCUACGGAAGAGCCGCACCCGGGCUGUGCAGGAGGUCAAAAAGGCCAAGGACGGCGUGUCGGAGGACACCAUAAAACUGAUAGAAAAGCAGAUCCAGCAGAUGUCGGAUGACACAGCAGCAGAAAUGGACAAGCAGUUGGCCUCAAAGACCAAGGAGCUCUUGGAAUAAGCGGCGCGUCUAGUAACUGGUCAGCGACUGCC